Myodes glareolus (Bank vole) is the source of this 531-nucleotide messenger RNA. NCBI's taxonomy places the organism in Eukaryota, Metazoa, Chordata, Mammalia, Rodentia, Cricetidae. The record is from RefSeq and is a predicted model, not a curated record.
AGGAGGACUAUGAAGCUUCCUAACAUCCUGCUCACCGGUACAUCAGGGGUGGAAAAACCCACACUGGUCAAAGAAUGUACAUCAAGAUCAGGACUGAAGUACGUUAAUGUGGGAGAUUUAACUCAGAAGGGGCAGUUAUAUAAUGGCUAUGAAGAAGAGUACGGUUGUCCCAUUUUAGAGGAAGACAGAGUCGUUGAUGAGCUAGAGAAUCAGAUGAGAGAAGGAGACAUUAUUGUUGAUUACCAUGGUUGUGAUUUCUUUCCUGAACACUGGUUUCAUAUAGUUUUUGUGCUGAGAACAGAUAAUAGCAUACGGUACAAAAGACUUGAAACACAGGGUUAUAAUGUGAAGAAACUACAAGACAACAUUCAGUGUGAGAUUUUCCAAGUUCUUCUUUAUGAAGAAGCCAGAGCAUCUUACAAAGAAGAAAGUGUACAUCAGCUGACCAGUAAUGAACCAGAACAGCUGGAGGAUAACAUCAACCAGAUCUCAAAAUGGAUUGAGCAAUGGGUCAAAGAUCAUAACUCUUGA